AUGACUUCGGAAACUGAAGUAACAGACAAUGAAGCAUCCUCUUCAGGGAGUAAUCGCUCACACAACUCUCUCAUAAUAUCUCCAAAAGACAAUGAGCCAACUUCCCAUAACAGCUUUGCUGGUGAUAAUUCAGGCAUACGAAUCGGUGCAUCCGCUUCAGGGAGUAAUCGCUCACACAACUCUCUCAUAAUAUCUCCAAAAGACAAUGAGCCAACUUCCCAUAACAGCUUUUCUGGUGAUAAUGCAGGCUUACAAAUCGGUGUAAACCGGGGAACUAUAAACUUGGGCGUUAAUCACUACUCAUCGUCUCUAUUCGCCAGUUUUACGUCGGGGAUUCAAGAUACCCCUGAAAAUAGAAGCGCAACAAGGCUUAAAAUCAAGAACCGAGCCCGUUUCCAACAUGGGCGUCGACCACCAAAAACCAUCGAGUAUUAUACGCCAUAUCCCACAAUACAGAGUAAGGAGAUUAAGAGACAAUUGGUUGAACUUUUUAAGCCAUUGCACUUCUUUGAUUGUGCUAUUGCUGAGUACUUCCAAGUCGCGGGCUCACGCCAUGACCAAGAAGAUAUUCAAGAUCGGCUACAUGAAAUCCGACAAAAAAUUAUAAAACGACAGGGCAACGUGUCUGAUCAAUCUUUAUCUCCUGAAAGCAUAUAUUUAGGAGAUCUCGGCAGUUUCUUUGAAAACGUGGUUAAGUCUUGGACUAAUCCACACUCCCCACAGCCCGUCUUUAAUAAUAGCUGCCAAAGUGAUGAACAAAUCUUCCAGUACAUCCAAGAUGCUUUAGAGGUCCAUUAUUGGGAACUUUCAUUGCAUUUAUUCUCGGAGUGGCGACAGAAGGCAAAAAGCCUGACCGAAGAUCUUGUCAUUCGUAUCAUAGAGAGUGUGAAACAUGAGAUCCUGAUUGGGAGGUCGCGGCUUGUGUCUGAAUCGAAAUCAGGACAGAGUGACAUAACUUACAUCUUGAGGGGAAUCGACAUAAGAAUCGAACUACUCGAUAGUGUGAGGCUAGGAUCAUCUCCCAAUAGCGAUCGUCUCUACGAUCUCAUUAUGAAGGAGCAAUCUCAAUCUCAAGUUAUCGAAGGGAUCGAAGAGUCAACGACAAAGGUUUCUAAGAUAGUAGAAUCAAAAAAGGAAACCGUUACACUCAUGGUUUUGAUUCUUAUCUUUUUGAUUGUAGCCAUUAUUCCUUGGUCCAAGGCAUUUGCAAUUUCAUGGAAAGCUGGCGGAAAAGGUAGUACCGAGGAUGCAGAUUUUUGGUAUUUAAUUCAAAGCAGUAUUAUGUCGGUCCUAGGCAAUCUUAUUAUGGUUGUCCCCCUCAUGAAGAAGUCGUGGUUAUCGCCAGCAUACACUAUUUAUCCAUUCUACAACACUGGAUGGAGUUCAAUGGCGUCUUUCUUUGGAUCGAUUGCCUCGGUUUCUUCUGUCCUGGUAAUGACGCAAGAUAUUGCUCAAGAAGGCAGUGGAAUGAAAGUUAAGGUUGACUAA
This is a messenger RNA of Trichoderma virens Gv29-8, 1488 nucleotides long. RefSeq lists its product as uncharacterized. Bases 1 to 1488 code for a protein of 495 amino acids. Lineage: Eukaryota; Fungi; Ascomycota; Sordariomycetes; Hypocreales; Hypocreaceae. The record is from RefSeq and is a predicted model, not a curated record. The transcript has 4 exons.